ACACGCCCGCUCGGGCCCCUCUCGGUGUGUCUUCCUUCAAGAUGACAGGGCGCUGGAGAAAAGGCCGCUGGAAUCAGCUGGUGAAAGCCCAGCCUCUGUGGUUCUUAAUGCCUCAGCAGGAUUAUUUUCACUAAAGAUGGAAACACUGGAGUCUGAAUUGACCUGUCCAAUCUGCCUAGAGUUGUUUGAAGACCCCCUUCUGCUCCCAUGUGCUCAUAGCCUCUGCUUCAGCUGUGCCCAUCGCAUCUUGGUCUCAAGCUGCAGCUCUGGUGAAUCCAUUGAACCCAUUACUGCUUUCCAGUGUCCUACGUGCAGGUAUGUUAUCUCACUGAACCACCGGGGGCUGGACGGCCUCAAGAGGAAUGUGACCUUGCAGAACAUUAUUGACCGCUUCCAGAAGGCUUCAGUAAGUGGGCCCAACUCCCCAAGUGAGAGCCGCCGGGAGAGGACUUACAGGCCCAGCACCACCAUGUCCAGUGAACGAAUUGCUUGCCAGUUCUGUGAGCAGGACCCACCCCGGGAUGCAGUGAAAACAUGCAUCACCUGUGAGGUCUCCUACUGUGACCGUUGCCUGCGGGCCACACACCCCAACAAGAAACCUUUCACCAGCCACCGCCUGGUCGAACCAGUGCCAGACACGCAUCUUCGAGGGAUCACCUGCCUGGACCAUGAGAACGAGAAAGUGAACAUGUAUUGCGUAUCUGAUGACCAAUUGAUCUGUGCCUUAUGCAAACUGGUGGGGCGUCACCGAGACCAUCAGGUGGCAUCCCUGAAUGAUCGAUUUGAAAAACUCAAGCAAACUCUGGAGAUGAACCUCACCAACCUGGUUAAGCGCAACAGUGAACUAGAAAAUCAAAUGGCCAAGCUAAUACAGAUCUGUCAACAGGUUGAGGUAAACACUGCUAUGCAUGAGGCAAAACUUAUGGAAGAAUGCGACGAGUUGGUAGAGAUCAUCCAGCAGAGGAAGCAAAUGAUUGCUGUCAAAAUCAAAGAGACAAAGGUUAUGAAACUGAGAAAGUUAGCACAGCAGGUUGCUAACUGCCGCCAGUGUCUUGAGAGGUCAACAGUCCUCAUCAACCAAGCUGAACAUAUCCUGAAAGAAAACGACCAGGCACGGUUUCUACAGUCUGCAAAAAAUAUUGCUGAGAGGGUCGCUAUGGCAACUGCAUCCUCUCAAGUUCUGAUUCCAGAUAUCAAUUUUAAUGAUGCCUUUGAAAACUUUGCUUUAGAUUUUUCCAGAGAAAAGAAAUUGCUGGAAGGGCUAGAUUAUUUAACAGCCCCAAACCCACCAUCUAUCCGAGAAGAACUCUGUACAGCCUCCCAUGACACCAUUACAGUCCACUGGAUCUCGGAUGAUGAGUUCAGCAUCAGCUCCUAUGAGCUUCAGUACACCAUAUUCACUGGCCAGGCUAACUUCAUCAGUCUGUAUAAUUCAGUGGAUAGCUGGAUGAUCGUGCCCAACAUUAAACAGAACCAUUACACAGUACAUGGACUCCAGAGUGGGACACGCUACAUCUUCAUUGUUAAAGCCAUAAACCAAGCAGGCAGCCGGAACAGUGAACCUACCCGACUAAAAACAAACAGCCAACCCUUUAAACUGGACCCAAAAAUGACUCACAAGAAGUUGAAGAUCUCUAAUGACGGACUGCAGAUGGAAAAGGAUGAGAGCUCUCUGAAGAAGAGCCAUACCCCAGAGAGGUUUAGUGGCACAGGGUGCUAUGGGGCAGCAGGAAAUGUAUUCAUUGACAGUGGCUGCCACUAUUGGGAGGUGGUCAUGGGCUCCUCAACAUGGUAUGCUAUUGGUAUUGCCUACAAAUCAGCUCCAAAGAAUGAAUGGAUUGGCAAGAAUGCCUCCUCAUGGGUCUUCUCUCGCUGCAAUAGUAACUUUGUGGUGAGACAUAACAACAAGGAGAUGCUCGUGGAUGUUCCCCCACAGUUGAAGCGUCUGGGUGUCCUCCUGGAUUAUGACAACAACAUGCUGUCCUUCUAUGACCCAGCUAAUUCUCUUCAUCUCCAUACUUUUGAUGUGACCUUCAUUCUUCCAGUUUGUCCAACAUUCACAAUCUGGAACAAAUCCCUAAUGAUCCUGUCUGGCUUGCCUGCCCCAGAUUUUAUUGAUUACCCUGAGCGGCAGGAAUGUAACUGCAGGCCUCAAGAAUCCCCCUAUGUUGCUGGGAUGAAAGCUUGCCAUUAAGUUUCAAGAGAGCAUAUAAUUCACUGGCUCUCCAGUUCAGCAAUUUUUUCUGUCCUAAACCUCAGUUAGUGUUCAAUAUAUGCGAUACAAAAUAAAGUUUGUUUGAAGCAUCCAAAAUAACUAGAUAUUAUAGAUUUAAUUUUUGUGCAUUAAAGCUUGUAUUUGAAUUAAUGUAUUGAGUUUCUCAGAAUAAAUUAUCUGCAUAGUCUGGUUUCAAGCCACUGGGGAAGUUUAGGGAACACCUCUUGUCAUUGGAGAAUUAAAAAUUCCCAGUGAUUUAGGAGUAUAAAUGAUAUAUUGGAAGGAAUUAGGAUAAUUCUAGGUAAAAAACAUAGGAAGGUGUUCUGAGCAAGGGGCUAGCCAGCU
Molecule: messenger RNA, 2560 nt
Organism: Trichechus manatus latirostris (Florida manatee)
Lineage: Eukaryota; Metazoa; Chordata; Mammalia; Sirenia; Trichechidae
Gene: MID2
Product: midline 2
Exons: 10
Coding region: 137-2194 (685 amino acids)
Biological process (GO): protein localization to microtubule
Cellular component (GO): microtubule
Molecular function (GO): microtubule binding; zinc ion binding
Source: RefSeq, a predicted model, not a curated record